AUGACGGAGAAAGAGAAACAGAAAGUCGUAGCAGAGACUGAGGAGCUGCCGAAGACAAUCGUGCGCAGGCUGGUGAAGGAUAAGCUUUCUCAGCUGUCCAAAGAAGGCGACGUCUCUGUUUUACGUGAGGCUCUUCAGGCCUUCUCCGAGAGCUCUCGUAUCUUCAUACACUACCUCUCCGCUACGGCAAAUGACAUAUGCAAGGAGUCCAAGAGACAAACAAUCAAUGCUGAGGAUGUAUUUAAAGCUCUCGAAGAGAUUGAGUUUUCUGAGUUUGUUGGGCCUCUAAGAUCUUCUCUUGAAGAGUUCAGGCGAAAGAAUGCUGGAAGGAGGUCAGGAUCAUCAAAGGCAAAAGAAGCCAAAAAAAACAGUAAACAGAAAGACACAAGCAUGGAAAAUGGGAGUGAAAGCAACCAAAAUGAGGAUGAAAGCAAUGAAGUUCGGGAUGAUGCUCCUGAUAAUGACUGA
Messenger RNA from Ilex paraguariensis (yerba mate), 468 nucleotides. NCBI's taxonomy places the organism in Eukaryota, Viridiplantae, Streptophyta, Magnoliopsida, Aquifoliales, Aquifoliaceae. The record is from the annotation of a GenBank genome assembly.